Medicago truncatula (barrel medic) is the source of this 2388-nucleotide messenger RNA. Its product is annotated as dynamin-related protein 4C. Gene Ontology annotation, cellular component: microtubule; cytoplasm; membrane. Lineage: Eukaryota; Viridiplantae; Streptophyta; Magnoliopsida; Fabales; Fabaceae. The transcript is spliced from 2 exons. The coding region runs from base 216 to 2240 and encodes 674 amino acids. Gene Ontology annotation, molecular function: GTPase activity; microtubule binding; GTP binding. The record is from RefSeq and is a predicted model, not a curated record.
AACUAACCUGCAAGGCUAAGUAACUCCAAUUCCCUUUGAAAAGCCUUGUGCAAGAUACCAAACUACCCUCAAAUCUAUCAUUUCAUUUCGUUUUCCCUUUAGGCUCUCCUCUCUCUAUAAAUAUGCAUUUAAGCUAAAUCUUUGUUCAUCACAAUCUCACCAAAGGUUUAGUACUAUACUAUUUGCAUCCCAUCACAGUAUCACUUGUCCUAAAAAUGACAAUUGGAAACAAGAGUUCCACAAAGGCAAACAAACUUGAUGAAUCAUCAUCACUUGUAUUAGUCCAUGUUGAUGUUGAUCAACCUCAACCUCUAUCUAUUGCACCAAUUGUAUCUUCUUAUAAUGAGAAGAUACGUCCAGUGCUUGAUGCUCUUGAAAAUCUAAGGCGUCUCAACAUUGCCAAAGAGGGAAUCCAGCUUCCAACCAUUGUUGUUGUUGGAGAUCAAUCAUCUGGAAAGUCUAGUGUCCUUGAAUCAUUAGCUGGUAUCAGCUUGCCACGUGGACAAGGAAUUUGUACAAGGGUACCUUUGGUUAUGAGGCUGCAAAACCAUUUGCUUCCACAGCCAGAGCUUGUAUUGGAGUAUAAUGGCAAACAGGUUUUAACUGAUGAAGCAAAUGUCUCUGAUGCUAUAAACACAGCUACUGAAGAGCUUGCUGGAACUGCCAAAGGGAUUUCAAACACUCCACUGACUUUGAUUGUGAAGAAGAAUGGCGUUCCUGACCUUACAAUGGUUGAUCUUCCAGGUAUAACUCGUGUUCCUGUUCAUGGUCAACCUGAUAACAUUUAUGAUCAGAUUAAGGAUAUUAUCAUGGACUAUAUAACUCCUGAAGAGAGCAUUAUCCUGAAUGUUCUUUCUGCUACUGUUGAUUUUAGUACUUGUGAGUCUAUUAGGAUGUCACAGAUGGUUGAUAAAACUGGUUUGAGGACAUUAGCUGUUGUAACAAAGGCUGAUAAAUCACCUGAAGGUUUGUUGGAGAAAGUAACUGCUGAUGAUGUUAACAUUGGUUUGGGCUAUGUUUGUGUGAGAAAUCGCAUCGGGGAGGAAUCCUAUGAAGAAGCUAGAAAUGAAGAGCAUAAGUUGUUUGAGUCUCACUCACUUCUUUCUAAGAUUGACAAAUCCAUUGUUGGUAUUCCUGUUUUGGCUCAGAAGCUUGUUCAUGUGCAAGCUAUGAUUAUUUCAAAAACUUUGCCUGAGAUAAUUAAGAAGAUCAAUGAGAAGCUUUAUAAUAGUGUACAUGAGUUAAAGAUUUUGCCUCCCAAUUUAUCUUCAUUGGCUGAUGCUAUGUCUGCUUUUCUGCAUAUUGUUUCUCUGUCAAGAGAUUCCUUGAGAAAGAUUCUUCUAAUGGGAGAAUUUGAAGAAUACCCUGAUGAUAAACAAAUGCAUUGUACUGCUCGGUUAGUGGAGAUGUUGAAUUCAUAUGUAAGUGAUCUUCAAAACUGUGCUGAAAUUGAUUCUACAAAGGAUUUCCUAAUGGAAGAGAUUGUAGUCCUUGAGGAAGCUAAGUUAAUUGGUCUUCCAAAUUUCAUGCCAAGAACUGCUUUUCUAACAUUACUUCAGAGAAAAGUGAAGGGCAUUUCUCAUAUGCCAACUAAUUUUGUUGACAAUGUGUGGAGCUAUUUGGAAAGGGUUGUUAUCUCGGUCAUGAAUCGCCACUCUGCAAACUAUUACCAGUUGCAGGUUGCUACUCGUAGAGCUGUGGAGCAUGUUAUUGCUAAGAAGAAGAGCAAUUCCAUUCAACAUGUGAUGCAAGCUGUUGAUAUGGAGAAGCACACGGAUUACACUUGUAAUCCGGAGUACUUGCAGGAAUAUAACGAGCUGAUGUCUCAUCAAGAAGCAUUUUUGAAAAAAGUUUUGGAUGAUGAUCGAUGUUCAAGUACUGUGAAGCUAGAAGGAGUUGAUGACAUUAAAGUUAAUCAUCUGAUAAUGUAUCCGAUCAAUGUGUUGAAUCAGGCCUUUGACUUGAAGGCAAGAUUAAUUGCCUAUUGGAAGAUUGUACUGAGGAGGCUCAUUGAUAGUAUUGCUUUGCAUUUGAUGCUUAGCAUCAAUGAACUGAUUAGCAAUGAUCUGCAGAAGGAGAUUUGUAAUGAACUUGGUGGCAGUGUUGAGAGGCUGCUUGAGGAAUCUCCAUCUAUUUCUGGUAAGAGACAAAGAUUAAGCAGCAGUGUGAAAGUUCUUAGAGAAAGCAAGGAGACUGUGGCCAAUAUUAUGGACAGGAUUGGAGUCUAUGGCGUUAACUAGAAGAAUUGCUUGAUGUUUCUUAAGGAUAUAUGCAGUUGUCCUAUGUUUUUUGUUUGUUCAAGUUUAUCUUGUCCUGUCGUUGCAUUUUGUGAUCGUAGUUUAAUUACUUAAUGUAUGGUUUUAUUGUCUCUACUUUCAAUUUUGUACU